GCGCCGGCCGUCCUCGUUCCAGCUGUACCAGUAUCCCGCGGCCACGCACGACGUGGUCGGCCGUACCAAGCAGGCGGUCCAGCAGGACCAGCGGAGCACGAUAGCCAGUCUGCCAACGCCCCUGCUGCCAUACCCCCCACCGCGCAGGUCGACCCCGCCACUUCAACGGCGGCCGCGGGCGUGCAUCCUGUCGAACAUAAGAGGACCCACGUUCGUCGACGACCUCUUCGCAACAGGCAACAGCAGAUGGACAUACUGACGACGACCACGUCGCAGCCUACUACCCUACGAAUCCGCACCCGACCCCAUUUUCGUCCCCAGAGCCGUCCUCAGGAGUCCGCCACGAGCGCCCAGCGGGUGCACCCACAGCCCACAGCCCGUCCUGGCGCCUCGCACACCAUCCUGGGACCCUUCAUGAUGGCGCUGCGCGAACGCCUGCCGGGCGCGCGACCCGUGCUGCCCUCUGCGGGGACGCUUGAAGCCGUGGACACGACCACCAAGCCCUCGACGGCCGCAGGGCCUACGCAGGCCUUGAGCGGCGAGGAUGUGGCCACCAUCAAGAAGAUCGAGGCGCUGCAGUCGGGACAGGUCGACCUUGCGCCCACGAAUCGCAUGGCCAGGCUAAGUUCGUUGCAGAGCAUGCUCGUGGCCAACCUAGUGGCUCUCCAGAGGGAGCUGGCCGAGCGGCACGCUGACCUGCGUCGACACAUGGACAGCCUGCACCUGCCCGCCGAGCACCGCGCCGAGGGCAGCGCACGCACGUUCGAGUCCUCCACGAGCACACCAGCAACGCCGGUCACCGUCACGACCGGCCCCAUGCGGAGGAAAUACCGGCGGCCACCCGCCUUCCGAAAGCCCCCCGCACCCGCCGAGGACAAGGAGCAGGCCGUCAAUGACAACAAGAUACCUUACCAGACGUUGUUCAAGAAGAGGACCGGCGGGCCGACUGGCAAGCUGAGGGUUGGGGAGGCUACUGCCACUACCACGACUACCAGCACUACCACGACUACGACGGCCGCACCGACAACCACCUCCCCGACCGAUGUGAUGACCACCACCGUUGUGGACGAUCACGAGAUUGUCACAGACGCGCCGGCCACGACAACGGAGGCCAACGUGGAGGUCACUACGACGUUUGCCGCUGAUGAGGACCGGAAUGCGCCGACCUCGGAGGACCCUGUCGGGAUCGGGACCACAGAAGCAUUGUCGAUCACCACCAGCUACCCGAGCUCCACUGCUUCAUCGACGCCGCAGACGGAGCUGGACUUGGUCGGGUCCACCGACUCGCCGACCGACAUCGGCGCGGAGGGCUCCGCACCGGCCUUUGCGUCGGCUCCAGCGCCCGCACCCGUGGCCGCCGCGCUGACCGCCGGCAGCGCUGUCCUCCAGGGUCCCGCGGAGCAGCUCCCCGGGGUCGCCGAGGGCCUCCAGCAGGGCCUGCUCGGCUUCCAGCCCUCCCCGCGGGACCCGGUGCUCCGGCCCAGCAGGGCGGGCCGCGGGCCCAGCCGGCUGGCUCUGCUCGGCGGCCUGCUGCCCGAGGACGACCCCGCCCUGGCCAGCGGGCUGUUCAGCCUCGACAGGCGGGACCGCAGCGCCUUCCGCGCGCCCGUGCAGCUGGAGGGCGGCUUUUUGCCCAUGAUCGCCGGGUCGGUGGGGGCGCUCCAGUCGGCCGGCGCGCCGCAGAUCGUCGGCCCCAUCCCCGGCGGCUACCGAGAUGUUCUCAGGGGUUCACCAGUGCAGCUGGACCUUCCACGCCCGGACAGGCCCUCCGACUUCCUCCGCCGGCCAGUGGCCCCCGCUGCCCCCACCGCCCCCGCCGCCCCCGUAGCCCCCGUAGCGCCCGCCCCCGUCGCCCCCGUCGCCCCGCGCUUUGUCCAGAGGGUCCAGAGGGUCCCUGUCCGGACGGCGGCGGUCACUGCUCCCCUGCGCCAGGGAUAGGGCACAAACCCCACGGGGGCGUCUUUUGACCGAGCGUCCAUUGACCGUCUCUCCUAACUUUCAGACUCUGCUUGCUAGUCCAUCGUGAUUCUUCCCCAGACUCGCAGCUAUGUUUGUCCCUCGCAUAUGACGCACCAAGGUCACGUUCCUUCCUCUUAGUAUUAAUUAGUAGUAAUACAUGUUGUCAGUUCUCUUAGGAAAAUGCCCUCAGGGUAUAGCUGGACGUAACUUAAGAUAAGACACCAAAGUUGAAACAGAUGCACGGACCAUGGAGGUAGUUGUUUUUCAUACCAUGUUAGCGGAUAGGUCCGUUUGAAAGAUGCCACUAGCUAUAUUUCAUCGAAUAAUUUAUUUUAGCAAUAGUUAAUGUUAGUUUGAAUCAACUACAGUAAAUUGUAAUUUGUGAGUUUAAGAUUAAAUUAUUUGUACAAAUACCAUCUAA
This is a messenger RNA of Frankliniella occidentalis (western flower thrips), 2380 nucleotides long. RefSeq names its product integumentary mucin C.1-like. The coding region runs from base 247 to 1938 and encodes 563 amino acids. The transcript has 2 exons. Lineage: Eukaryota; Metazoa; Arthropoda; Insecta; Thysanoptera; Thripidae. The record is from RefSeq and is a predicted model, not a curated record.